Folsomia candida is the source of this 1438-nucleotide messenger RNA. Its product is annotated as alpha-tocopherol transfer protein-like. The record is from RefSeq and is a predicted model, not a curated record. The transcript is spliced from 7 exons. Gene Ontology annotation, molecular function: phosphatidylinositol bisphosphate binding. Gene Ontology annotation, cellular component: membrane. Bases 546 to 1319 code for a protein of 257 amino acids. NCBI's taxonomy places the organism in Eukaryota, Metazoa, Arthropoda, Collembola, Entomobryomorpha, Isotomidae.
UACGAGAUACGAAUGUACUCUCCAACUUGCACAAAUUGUGCAAAACUGUGAAUUUUGUAUUAAACAGUACCAUUCAAACUGGACAUCGUUACAUAUUUACAUACAUACAUAUGUACAUAUGUACGUUAGUGUAUGUAAAUGUGUAUGUACACAUAUUAAAGGCAGGCUCCACUUGUAGCGAAUAUGUACAUCAAGAGCAGACAUGUACAUAUGAAUUUGAGGGCAUGGUCAUUUACAUAUUUAAUAUCAACUUCUCAUAUUUGUGCGUAUCACUUCCAGCACUGUGUAUGAUAAAUACUUCUGUAUACUUCAAUUAAUCUCUGGAAAAUUUAUGUACACGAGCACCACAACUUUAUGCAAAUUAUGUAUGUAUGUAUUUCUGUAUAUAUGUGUCUGCUCAUAGUUACAUACAUACAAAUGUGUUUAGAUAAAGGCAGAUAUAAGAUGAAUUGAUCGAGUGGCCAUGCGUUUUUUGUGGAAAGGUCAGUUACAAUCAAGUGGACUUGUAAGAAGACUCUAAGGACUAUGCACACAACCUGUGAUCGAUGUGGGCAGAGUUGGAGGUCAAGGUGACUGAAGAAAAUGAAAUAAUUUCCGCAUACAGUGAUUUACUGGACGACCCCUUAUUGCUGGGAUUUCUUAACGGGAAGAAGCUCAAAGUGGAUGAAACAGUGAAAUGUUUGGAGCAUUUUAUUAAGAUGAGGACCAUCAAGUACAAAUACUUUACAAAAAAGUUCCUCCCAUCUACCACAACGAUGGUGAACAAAGGAUUUGUCAAUGUACUUAAAGAGAGAGACCCAAAAGGCAGAGUUGUCGUACUAACGCAAGCAUGUUCGUGGGUUCCUUCCGAAGUAACGCUUGAGGACUGCAUCGCAACCGUCAUGUUUUUCAUGGAUGAAGCCAUUCGCAGCGUAUUCUCGGAGGGGAAUGAAUUUGUGUGUAUCUUGGACUGUAAAGGGUUCGGUUUCCAUCAAGCGAAAUAUUUCACUCCUAGAGUUAUUUUACUUGGUUUGGAAAUGUUUACGCGAAGUAUCCCCAGCCGACCGAAGGCGAUGCACAUCGUGAAUGAGGGGUAUUUGAUAAAUGGUAUUCUUCGACUUAUUAGGACGCAGAUGGAUAAAAAAUUACAAGAUCGGUUCCACUUUCACUGUUCGAACGUGGAAGGGUUGCACGAACACGUACCGGCAUCCAUCCUACCUGCCUUCCUGGGGGGUGAGGUUCUCUCAAUGGAGGAGGCAUGCGAUGACUACCUGGUCCCCAAGAUCCUCCAGAGAGAUGAUUUCUACAAGAAGCUGGCCAGGAAGUCGUCGUUAAGUUAACCAUGUGAGGAAAUUAUAAGUAAUUUUUUCAACUGUGUAAAAACUAAAAGCCAGUAUUUGUAAAAGUUAUAAAUUAAUUAAAACCGUAAUAAAAUAAGCUGCGGAUUUUCCAGUAUAAA